AUAAUAUUUAUAACCAACACCGCACAAAAUGGAUCGAGUAAAAGAAAGAGAGCAUAGAGAGCACAGAGACAGGAGAAUCAGGAAAGAUUCCUCUGCCAAAGAUUGGGAUUUGAGAAGGAGGAGAGACUCCGACAAGCAUCACAGAGACCAUAAGUCCUCGAGAAGACAUCACUCAAAAGAACACAAGAGGGAUCGACACAGAAGAAGGAGUCGGGAUUAUUCAAGAGAGAAGAAGGAUGACAGAAGGCCAAAAAUACGUAAAUUCAGAGAUAUUUACAGUGGCUCAAGCAGCGAUAGUAACGAAAGUGAUUACAGAAAACAUAGAGAUGACCCAAAAAGGAGUCCCAGGAGGAGCCCAAAACAUUAUAGAGAUGAGCCUUAUUACCCCUAUAGCCCACAUAGCCCUUCCAGAGAAGUGAAAAAGGAAGAGAAACUAAAAUUCGAGAGAGUUGCUAAAGAGAAGAAGGUCAGCGGCACUGAAAAGAAAGCAAAAAGGUAUACUCUUAACAAAGGACUCUUAGCUAAUAUUAUUACUAAGAAUAAGGGACAGACUGAUUGAAGAUUUGGAGUCAAUAAGACAGGAUCAAAGCCAAAAUCAAAAGAGACAGCUCCAAUUGUGUCUGACCACUCCGUCAAUGGCACUAAGCAAGGUAAUGAGAUUUUGGACAAAGAUGCAUCAUAAGCCCCCUUCUGCUGCCUAUCAACUCAAAAUUCAGGUGGGCUUCUUAAGAAGAAAUAUUAAAUCUCAAUAUUU
Molecule: messenger RNA, 754 nt
Organism: Moneuplotes crassus
Lineage: Eukaryota; Ciliophora; Spirotrichea; Euplotida; Euplotidae
Source: the annotation of a GenBank genome assembly